Messenger RNA from Racocetra persica, 200 nucleotides. NCBI's taxonomy places the organism in Eukaryota, Fungi, Glomeromycota, Glomeromycetes, Diversisporales, Gigasporaceae. The record is from the annotation of a GenBank genome assembly.
AAAUGGAUAAGAAUCAUACGCACACACAUGUUCCAGAUGCGAGUACAGGAUAUUAUGACGAAUUGGACAGUUUAUUCCAAGAAAAACCCGUAAUCACCUUCUGUAAAUUUCCAUCUUUAACAAUUCAAUUUUCAGUUGAAUUAUUUUACAGUACUCUUAGCAGCUUAAAUAAAACUCGCUAUCAAAAGAAAACUAACUGA